AAGUUAAUGGCAAGCAAUUCUAUGUUUGCUAACCAAAACCCCGAAAUGAUUUUCCCCUCUGAGCUUGGUGAUUUUAUGGGUGGUCACAUGGAAACCCAGAUGAACAUAAACCAUGCUAUCGCAAACGAGCAGGCUAUGAUGUCUGCUGGAGAGUUUCAAAGUCACAUGGUAGCUGGACCAAGUACUGCAGGUGUCAGUCCACCAGCAGCCAAACGAUCUAAAAGAGCGCAUGCAGAUACCAACGCGGAAGAAUCUAAUUUACAGUCACUGUUUCAAAUUGUGCGGAAUGGACGGCAGGCUUUACAGUGUGUCGUUGAUGACUGGAUUGAGACGUAUAAGCAGGACAAAGACAGCGCUCUGCUGGAGUUAAUCAAUUUUCUGAUUCAUUCGUGCGGGUGCAAGGGCACUGUUACGCCAGAAAUGUUUGUGACGAUGGACCAAACAGAAAUUAUUCAGAGAAUGACCGAAGAAUUUGAUGAGGACUCUGGAGAAUAUCCACUGAUUCAAAGUGGUCCGACUUGGAAAAAGUUCAGGUCAAAUUUUACCGAGUUCAUAGUCGUUCUGGUCAGACAGUGUCAAUCGAGUCUGAUUUUCGAUCAAUACCUGUUCGAAAACGUAAUUUCUCUUCUGACAGGUCUAUGUGAUUCACAAGUUAGAGCGUUUAGACAUACAAGCACUCUUGCAGCAAUGAAAUUAAUGACUGCAUUGGUCACUGUAGCCGCCAGUUUGAGCGUGCAGCAUGACAAGAUAUCGCGACAGUUUGAGGCUGAAAAAGCAAAGAAUGCAGCACGGCGAGCCUCGCAAAGAAUGGAUUUGCUUCGAGCCAAAAACGAAGAGUUCGAAGAGCACAUAAAAGAAUUACAACAAAUGAUGGGAAAUAUUUUUAAUGGCAUUUUCGUGCACCGUUAUCGUGAUACGCAUCCAGAAAUUCGGGCAAUAUGCAUGGGGGAAAUAGGAACGUGGAUUAAAAACUACCACACGAUGUUUUUGGACGACGGCUAUUUGAGAUACAUUGGCUGGAAUCUCCAUGACAAACAUUGGGAUGUCCGACUGAAAUGCGUGCAGGCACUGAGCAACCUUUACACCUCCGAAGAGUUCGCGUCUAACCUGGAGCUGUUUACAAACCGGUUCAAGGACCGAAUAGUGUCGAUGACGCUGGAUAAGAAAAUCGACGUUUCGGUCCAGGCAAUCAAGCUGAUCAUUAGCAUCAAUGUCUGGAAAGAUGAUGCACUUGACAGCACCGACUGUGAAGCAGUGUAUCAGUUAGUGUUUUCCUCUAAUCGUUCAGUGGCUCAAGCAGCCGCUAAUUUCCUCAUUCAGAGGCUUCUUACAAGAGAAGAGGAUGAAUCCUCCGAGCAGAACAAGAACGCCCUCAGGAAAAAGGGUAAAAACUUGAGCCCGCACAUUGCGCCCAUGCGAGAUCUCGUGCAAUAUUUCAUAGAGAGUGAGCUACACGACCAUGCUGCGUAUUUGGUGGACAGUCUAUGGGAUAGCACGUCUCUAGUGAAGGAUUGGGAUUGCAUGACUCAAAUGCUGUUAGACGAUAUUUCAAGUGGCCACGAACCGCUAAGUGACAAAGAAGAGACUUAUUUGAUUGACAUCAUGACAUGCUGUGCACGACAAGCAUCUGAUGGCCAGCCGCCGGUAGGAAGAGCGCCGCCUAAAAAGUUAACUGGAAAAGAGAGGCAAACAGUUCAAGAAGACAAAAAUCGACUCACCAAUCAUUUCAUCCAAACACUGCCCCGUCUCUUAAGCAAACAUGGAAUUGACCCGGAAAAGGUGGCCGAUCUAGUUGUGAUUCCGCAGUACUUUGAUCUGGACAUGUACACCACAGGAAGGUUGGAACAGUAUCUAGACCAACUGCUCAAGUUGCUGACUGAAAUAGUUACGAAACAUGCAGACAAACAGAUUUUGCACAACUGUUCAAAAACAUUCGAAUAUCUCUGCAACGAUUCCUAUGCGAUCAGUAACAAGUGCAAAAUUGCUAGGUCAGCCUUAAUUGAUCACUUAGCUCAAACAUUCCAAGCUGCGUGGCAAGACUACUUGGAAAAUGUUGACGAUUUGUCUGAAACGGAAAUUUACAAUUUGACCGCGUCAAUGAGAAGAAUCUGCGCUUUUUAUUCUUCCCAUAAUUUAAAUGCUUGGGAGCUGUACGACAGUUUGUUCAAAAUCGCCAAAAGCUACAGUGAAAACCUCGCCAUAAAAAGCCCGAUCGUGAGUGACGCCCUUGCCUCUCUGCAAUUUCACUUGAUGUGGGCAAGGUCUGACAUAGACGACCAAAACCCAGACAAGACCCAAGUCAAGGACAUCAAACGACGUCUGCACGAAGUAAUGAGCCUGAGUUAUGAACUGGUGUGUCAACGAAAUAACGCCCUUGAAGUUAUUGAGGAUGCUUAUACUAACAUUUGUGAUUUGCUCGUAGUUUAUGGGAAGCAAAUUGGUUUCAAUAAAGCUCUCAAACCCCUGGUGUACCUGGCGAGCGACGAUUUGCAGCAGGAGCUGAGAUUGUUCAAUGACAGAAAUGUGUUCACAAAUGAAGACGAAGAUGUUUUGGCGGGUGUGGACGAGGAAGAAGAAGAUGCGUCUAUCAAAAUCGAAGCACUCCACAAACGGCGCAAGUUGCUGGCAUGUUUUUGUAAGCUAAUCAUUUCGAAUAACAUUCAAAUGACUUUGGCGGCCGAUGUGUUCAAGCAUUACUUGAAGUUUUACAACGACUACGGAGACAUCAUUAAAAAUACUCUUGCCAAACUGAAUGACUACAAUCGAACGGAGUGCGCCAAAAUCAUUCUGAGAUCGUUGCAUAUAAUGUGGGAUACCGUGCCGCAUAUUAGCCCCACAAGAGUGGAUAAAGCGUGCGAACAGUUUGCGCAUAUUAAAGAUCUAGCUAAGAAUUUCUCCUUCAUAUUUUCCCUCGACCAGAUAAAGUCAAGAGAAGCUAUACAAGCAUUGCACAAGGAAGGAAUCUUCUACGCUUCCCAGCCGGAAUCAGCAUCUCCCAAUGUGCCUCCGAAGAACAUAGACUUCCUGGAAAUAGUGAAUGAGUUUACAGGGAAGAUGAUGAGGCAGGACAAGAAGAUAGUGAUGGAGUAUCUGGACGACGUCUUCCCCCCAAACACAAACAUGAGUCGUGACGAUACAUGGUACGCACUACAAUUGUACCGGGGCAACUUGGCCACGUCGGAACACGAAGCGCGUCAAAUAGGCCACAAGGGGCGAACAGGUGGAGCUGCGCAGCCUCCCACUGCGACUGCAAUCAAGAAGAUCCCAGCUGCCGCCUCUUCGUCCACCGCAUCCAGAAAGAGACAGUUGGAUGACUCAUUCGCCAGUGAUUAUCCAGGUACACCUGGGAGCAGCGCCGGAACCCCUCGGCCUCAACAGCCGACGAGAGCGGAAAGACUGGCUUCGAGGAACCAAAUGCGAGAUCAGAAUUGAAAUCAGAGAAACUUUAUUCUCCAAGUAGUUCAAACAGUGUUGCUUCACACUUACGCGUAGUUUUGGUAUUUUCUCCACUCGGUUUUUUUGUAGAAUGCUUUGAACUGUUUCAAUUUAAUUGGUGUUCCCUUGUUAUUUUUAUUUUACCGUUGUUUAGAUUGUUAAUUGUUCAAUUUGUUUGAUUGUC
This is a messenger RNA of Symsagittifera roscoffensis, 3619 nucleotides long. Its product is annotated as cohesin subunit SA-1-like. Bases 7 to 3432 code for a protein of 1141 amino acids. Gene Ontology annotation, biological process: sister chromatid cohesion. NCBI's taxonomy places the organism in Eukaryota, Metazoa, Xenacoelomorpha, Acoela, Convolutidae. The record is from RefSeq and is a predicted model, not a curated record. Gene Ontology annotation, cellular component: nucleus; cohesin complex; chromatin. The transcript has 3 exons. Gene Ontology annotation, molecular function: chromatin binding.